Molecule: messenger RNA, 1114 nt
Organism: Oreochromis aureus
Lineage: Eukaryota; Metazoa; Chordata; Actinopteri; Cichliformes; Cichlidae
Gene: calml4a
Product: calmodulin-like 4a
Exons: 5
Coding region: 84-545 (153 amino acids)
Cellular component (GO): myosin II complex
Molecular function (GO): calcium ion binding
Source: RefSeq, a predicted model, not a curated record
ACUUUAAACAGAGGUGGAGGGACAGGUGACGCAGGCUUCAGUAAACUGUCUUCUUCCUGAACAGAAACGCAGCAGUCUCAGACAUGGCUAAAUUCCUCACACAAGCUCAGAUCAAUGAGUACAAAGAGUGCUUCUCAUUGUAUGACAAGAAUCAAAAUGGCAAGAUAAAUAACAAAGACCUGAUCACAGUUAUGCGCUGCCUGGGUACAAGCCCCACACCUGGUGAAAUCAGGAGACAUCUACAAGUCCACAAAAUUGAAAAGUCUGCUGAGGUGGACUUCUCUACGUUCCUGUCAAUAAUGCACAGACAGAUACAACAGGAGGAUCCCAAAGUGGAAAUCCUGGAGGCCUUGAAGAUGACGGACAAGCAGAAGAAGGGGUACAUCGAGGCAUCCGAACUGCGGGCCAAGCUCACCAUGUUAGGAGAGAAACUCACAAACAAAGAAGUGGAUGACCUCUUCAGAGAGGCACACAUCAAGUCAAAUGGGAUCGUCAAAUACGAAGAGUUCACAGCGAUGCUGACGCUGCCACCUGUUGAUUACUGAUUUUUUUUAAAAAGAAAACAACUACGUCACACUUCAGGACAACAAGCUACGUUGGAAAACUGACUCUGAAUAUCAAGAACGUGACAUCAUUUUGCACAUGAAGUUCGGUUGUAUUAAAUUUGCGUGUUGGUACAGCAAAGGUUUUUCACAAUGAUUAUUUCUUGAAUAUUUUAUGAUUAAUACACAAUACAAUACUUUAAUUUCUUUCCAUAACUCUCCUCUGUAACUGAACACUACACAGUACAUGUUAGCAUGUGACCCUGGUGUAAAGCCAUUAAAUCCUCAGCGCCAUAGCGGACCACGUUUCACCCAAUUAAAUCCUAGCCCUUGGGUGUUAAUAUUUACUACUGAGUAUGUACCAAUCUCAUCUUUUAUGAGAGUUUCAAGUGUUCACACAUCGUUGUUCAACAAGCUUGUAUGUAAAAGUUGUGGAGUUUGAAAGAAAAUAAAUUCUAAUUCCUGCUGGUAUUUAAAAACCCUGACAGUUCCAAUUUCUCUGUCAUCUCAAAUCUCGCAUGCAUAAAUAACCGUCUCACAUUUGACAUUUAUUAAAACUCUAUUUAAAUAAG